This is a messenger RNA of Mesocricetus auratus (golden hamster), 1128 nucleotides long. RefSeq names its product transmembrane protein 218 (gene Tmem218). The record is from RefSeq and is a predicted model, not a curated record. NCBI's taxonomy places the organism in Eukaryota, Metazoa, Chordata, Mammalia, Rodentia, Cricetidae. The coding region runs from base 228 to 575 and encodes 115 amino acids. The transcript has 4 exons.
CUCGGCCGCGGAGGCCGGGAAGGCGAGGGCGGGAGGCGCGCGGGCCCCCGCAAGCCACCCUUACGGCCGGCCUGGGAUUGCUGCUGUGCGGCUGGGAGCUGCUGUGUGGUACGGCCAGCCUACGGAAUCGUUAGCCGGCCCAGGAAACAGGGCAGCAUCAGGGACAACGGAGCACCCUCUCGUUAUCAUCAGGUGUCAUCUUGGUGGUCUUUAGGCGUCCCGGCAGGAUGGCUGGCAUGGUGCUGGGAGUGGGUGCUGGCGUGUUCCUCCUCGCCCUGAUCUGGGUCUUGGUGCUGCUGCUGUGUGUGCUGUUGUCCAGAGCCUCUGGGAUAGCUAGGUUCUCCAUCGUCUUUGUCUUCCUCGGUGCUCUGAUCAUUACUAUAGUUCUGCUGCUUUUCCCUCGCGCCAGUGAACUCCCAGCCCCAGAGGUCGAGAUGAAGAUUGUGGAUGCCUUUUUCAUCGGCCGCUAUGCCCUGCUGGCUUUUCUCAGCGCCAUCUUUCUUGGAGGCCUCUUCUUGGUUCUUACUCAACAUGUGCUGGAACCAAUCUAUGCCAAACCACUGCGGUCCUGCUGAGCGCAGUAAUGGAAACGGAAUGUUUUGAUGCCAUGGAUGAGCACAGAGGCUCUCUCUGGAGGCUCAAUGACAGCCUUCGUGUUUUCAACCAGAGGAAUGACCAUUUGUCACCAAGACAAACCUCUUGAGCCCUGCCUUCCAAGAACUCAGUAGCAAAACAGACUCCAUGGGUGUAGAUGGUCACUGUCUGAAGAUGGAUACGACGGUCUGUUUAGUGCCCACGCUCUGGGAUUCCUGUCUGUUUUGAAUGGAAAGUAGUGACAGUGAUCUGCUUGGGAUAGAUGUUCAGUCAAGCCGUCAGUAGUGCAUUUAAGGAGAUGGAGUUUUAGGCUCUGUCCACCAACAGAAGAACCUGGUCCCUUUUGAUAACGUGUAAGUUAUAAGUUCUUAGUUGAGUGAUUGGAACCACUCAGACACGAAAGGUUGCUGUAAUGUAACAGCUCAGAAGGUGUGUCAGGCAGCGGUUACUGACCACUCCUUAUGUAAUUCCACAGAGCUCUGUAAAGGCAGUGAGUGGCACUUGCCUGAGUUCCAAUAAAACCAUAAACAACUA